This is a messenger RNA of Gloeophyllum trabeum ATCC 11539, 978 nucleotides long. RefSeq lists its product as uncharacterized. The transcript has 3 exons. Bases 1 to 978 code for a protein of 325 amino acids. The record is from RefSeq and is a predicted model, not a curated record. NCBI's taxonomy places the organism in Eukaryota, Fungi, Basidiomycota, Agaricomycetes, Gloeophyllales, Gloeophyllaceae.
AUGGCUACCAGCUCUGUCCAACACGACGUCUCCAUCCGAGUGACCAGUCAUUCUCGCAGACUAAGGCGGGUCUCUGGACAGGCUUCCAUCAAGUCCCCACCGGUUUCAGAAAGCAGAACCCCACGACAGGGUCGUGCUAUAGGCUACCCGCGUACAAAGGCCAGCACAGGGUCAUCACAAGGCUACGAACCAGACGACGAGGCAUCCUGCGUCGCUAGUGUCGAGAAGGUUCGCUCGUGGCAGGAGCGCCUAAACAGACCGAAGGGCGGCAAAGGAUGUAUCGGAGAGCAAGAGCGGGCAAAUGAGCAUGCAGACCUUCCUCAGGGUCUGCAACAAGGAACGAACCCGCGCCCUUCGUCUGUGCGCAAUUCGACUGCAGCAGUAACUCGUAUGGAGUACCCCCAAAUUGAAACUACGAGUCGAGCGGAGGAUGUUCGACCACCCUCAAUCUUCCCUACCGCAGCCAAUGAAGCAGCUUUUACUGGAGAGAUUGCGAGGACAUCACAACCGCAAGAAAGAGCGGCAGCCGAUAAUCAGAGCACAUCCUCGACACAUCGGUCAAGUGAAGUGGGGAAACCCAAGUCCGCGAGGAAUUCCAUAGGUGACUGUCGCAUCAUCCUGCCGCCAUCACCCUAUGAGCGAGAGGUCGUGGUGUAUCCUGGCGGGAAGAUGCGAGUCACGACCAGUCCACCACCACCACCUAUCCGCCGUGCCCAAGCUCCCCAAGGGCCAAUAUAUGUCCUACCGUCCCCUCGGCCACGAUCACAUUCCUUCACGGAUCCCAACCGUGCCGCCCACGGUGCAGCGCCCCAGAGUAGGACAAUCACAUUCGCAGAUGAUACCCGCCGGCACCAUACCCUUCGGCGAUCGUCUGUUACAAUCCAUUCGCCACAGGCCCCAAUCGUUAUUCUGCCCAGUAACCGACGUCAAGCUCGCAAUGCAGGACCAGUCCCAGUAUUCACAUGGUAUUCCAUAUGA